CUCUCAUGAUGGUGAGUUUGUAGCCAGCAGUUCACCAACCUUCAGUGGGGUGGUCUGACAGAGCUGAGGAAAAUGAACAACAUUUUCAGCAAGUUCCGGGCCCACUCCAACAGGUCACUGGACGAAAAGAAAAGUGAACCCACGGAUACCAUCCAGGAGGAAAAUUGUUUAGUGGACGAGCAGGACACGCUGACGGGAGACAUAUCCGGGAUGUUGGCCAUUUCUGAUGAACUACUGAAGACCCCCACUGACCCUAGUAAAGAUUUCUCUUAUAAAGUGCCAUGUGAGGGAAGCUUUUCCACCAUAAGUAACGUCACAUUUGAGGUGAUCUCUGCUGAAGUUGUGAAGGAAGGGAGGUCAGGGCAUGUGAUCUACUCCAUCCUGAUCAACCCCCACAAGGAGACACUCAGGACAGCCCAGACCAUUGUCAGAAGAAGGUACUCAGACUUUGAGAUCCUGCACCAGCAGCUGAAGAAAAAAUUCCCCUCCAUCAUGGCCAACGUCUCCUUCCCUCGCAAAGUUUUAACUGGCAACUUCACCAGCGAGACCAUCGCCAAACGGAGCACGGCUUUUGAGCAGUACCUGGCUCACCUGUUUUCUUACUUUGAAAUCAGGUACUGUAGCGAUUUCAUGUUUUUCUUCGUUCAGGACGACUUUGCGAAUGGUGUCCAUAAUUUUAUGGAGAAGGACUAUGUCAAGGCCACGUCCUACUUUGAGAAGACGCUUCCUAUUCUGGAAAGGAUCUGUGGAGACUCCCACCCUCAUGUCUUUAACUGUCUCUGUGGGCUGGUUAUAUCCUACCUUAACAUGGAGAAGUACGCGGUGGCCGAGGCGUGCGCUGAGGUGGCGCUGAAAUGUUCCGGCGCCGUCGACGAUGAGACGAUGGCGUCCCUGAUGCUGACCACCAUCAGGCUGUGCUGGACUUUGGGCAAGGACAAGCAGGAGCUGGAGAAGAAGCUCCAGGCCUUGCGUGCCAAGGGUGUGGAUGUGAACGGCGUCAAAGACUUGCAUGACAUUCUGCAGAAUACAUUCCAGCUGGGAAUGUGUAAGAAGUGAUUCCCUUGUGUGUGGGGCACUGGCAGUACCUCUUUGGCUGACUGGGUGUGGACCAUAUGGCCUUGACAUUUCCCUCUAAAAUGGGGUGGCCUUUACACUGGCCUGUAUUAUGGGUGGCCUUGAGACUGGCCUGUAUCAUAAAUGACCUUGACACUGGCCUGUAUUAUAAAUGUCCUUGACAUCGGCCUGUUUCACGGAUGGCCUUGAGAAAGUAUUUACAAACUCCGAUAAUUUAUGACUACAAAAAAAAAGUGUAAAUAGUGGAUCUUUGUUCAUGUAACGCAAAGCUUCAAGAUGUUUUUCUGUUGUUUGUUGUCGUAUAACAAUUAUACUUAAUGGUAAAGAUAUUGUUAAUACAUUCCAAUGCUUUUUGUUUAAAGCAUCAAUAUCAAAACAUGAUCAAAACAUCUUUUUACAUGCACUAAUGAUCUGAAAUCAAACACAGGUGUCUGACAUCCAACAC
Messenger RNA from Physella acuta, 1519 nucleotides. Its product is annotated as sorting nexin-21-like. Gene Ontology annotation, biological process: protein transport. NCBI's taxonomy places the organism in Eukaryota, Metazoa, Mollusca, Gastropoda, Physidae. Gene Ontology annotation, cellular component: early endosome membrane. The record is from RefSeq and is a predicted model, not a curated record. Gene Ontology annotation, molecular function: protein binding; phosphatidylinositol phosphate binding.